AUGGGUCAAGCAUCUGAAUUAGAGACGCGUCCACGAGAUACGCCUCUGGAUACCGCAAUCAAUGCUUCAAUCUUUGUCGCUUUCAAUGGAUUUCCAACUGGCCCUCCUGCGCCCACCGAUCGUGAUACUAAGAUCAAGAAUUUCAAGCGGCAUAAUCGUCUUGUUCGUGCGAAUAUUGUCAAAGCGUUCGUGGUGGAGAAAGAGAAGCUGUUGGAGAGGUUCAAGGAUGAUAUCGCGAGGCAAAAAGAUGCUAUUGAAAGAGGGAGAGCUAAUAGAGUCGUAAUUUCGAUCAAGGAGGAUGCGAGGGAGAGGAAGAAUAGCAAAGAACUUGAAGAUCUCUCUUGGUUGAGAGGUCCGAAAUGGUUGUUGGAGUUGCAAGCACAGGAUAGGGAUCGGGGAGUCAAUGGUGUUUCCCAAGAGGAAGUGCAGUACAGGGAUAAGAGAUUGAGGAAGGAAAUGGAGGGGCAUAAGAGUGAAGAGUAUGAGUGGAAUCUUAAGGAUUUCCGUGGUCCUGCGCCGGGGGUUGAGACAGAGGAAGAGAUAGAUGGUAGCAGGGAUAGCGAGGGAGAUAUUGUGAUGGGAGGAUUGGAUUCAUCGAAUGUGUCGCCCACGGAACUCAGUACUCCGUCUAGCACGACGGCAAUCUUUGAGCUCGAACAAAAGCUUGAUAGAGACCUACAGCGAUUGCUGGAAGAGGGAAUCAAGAAGAUAAGGGAGUAUGAUGUUCAUGCGGAUAAUUCCGUAAAACAAUUUAAAGAUAAAUUGGCGCAGGACAUUAUCAAUGGCCUUGGAUUGGACACAACGGAGGGUGAACAAUUGAAGAGCACAGGGUCGAAGAUCAAUCUACCAACUCCGUCCGUGCCUCAUGUGGGUAUACUGAAAAAGAGGUCUAUUUCAAUGCAAGCCCCCACGGAUUCACCAGCUAGUGUUCCGAAGAAAUCGGUAUCGAUCCAGACUCCAUUGGAGGGCGGAGCUGAUUGUGGUAGUACUUCGAAGAAGUCAGUAUCAAUGGAACCUACCAAAGAGAAUGGUGGUAGUCCUUCAAAGAAACCUAUAUCAAUUCAAAUACCACGCAAACCUCAAAAUGGAGUUUCGGGAAGACCACUUGUACAAAGUCUAAUGGACAUUACUGGUAGCGCUUCAAAGAAAGUCCGUCUUGAUGAUCCCUUCUGGACCGACCUUUCGAGUUCAAGUUCAACUCCUCUGUCCAUGGAUACUCCAACCAGUGCACGGAGCCAGGGUCCUUUCCCAUUGAAUACCCGUACGGGUCCAGCAAAGUCCAGGCGUCCCUCAAAUUCUUCCAGUGGGCCUCCUACUCCCAAUGCACCAAAUGUUCGGACGGGUCCGGCAGAUCUUAAACAUUCCAGGUGUCCAUCAAGCUCCUCGAGUCGACCGCAGAGUCCCAAUAUCCCGACCUCCCUCGCCGGCUCUGCGAAUGCCAAUGCAUCUACACCCCAUCUUUCUCAUUCUAGAACUGCGCCAAAGGAUUUUUCUUCUCCUCGUCGGCCAACUAAUGCCAAUCUGCGAGGCGGUUCAGCUUCGCCGCCCACAAUUUCCACACCAUCGAUAGAUUCUAAAAGCACUGACUCUUACGCCGGCAAGAAAUUCAUAUCAUCAUUCACCUCGCUUCCCAAGCCUGGUAAUCGAUCUAAUCUGAACAUUCUUAUUGGGGAUGAGAUUGAAGUUACUGAACAUGAAUCAAGGGACGAAUAUAUUGCAUUUAACAAGACUUCGAGAAAGACGGGUCUUAUCGAUAUCAAACAUUUCAUGCAGGACAUCGAGCCCAUUGGACUGCUUGGUGUAACCUUCAUAUCUUCAAGCCGAUAUGCUCCAAAAUCUUACAACACCUUUUAUGAUUUAGAGAUUGAUUAUGGUGAUAAAGUCAAGAUCACGUCGCAGCACUCCCAUGAGGCAUAUGCAGGCUUCAAUAUGAGAACAAAACGGGCGGGAAUGUUAAAUACGAAAUAUUAUUUGAAGGAUAUUGAAGACACCGAGCUUAUCAACAAAAUCGCCAUGCGAUCUGGCCCCCGUUACACUGAUUCUCCUAUUUCACAUAUCGGUAAAACCUUCAUAGCAACAGAUACCCAGAGCCCCAAACAUGCUAGAGAUGUGACUACGCUAAAUAUUAGAAUUGGCGAUAAAAUUGAAAUUACCAAUUAUAACUCUGGAAACACUUUUGCAGGUUUCAACAAGACGUCAAAAGAAAAAGGGCAAUUCAACAUGGAAACUUUCUUGGGGGAUGUCAAGAAAUCUAGUCUUGAACUCAUUGGCGAGCCAUCCACAUCCAAGAACAAACCCCAAACCAGCAAGAAUGUACACGUUGGCAAGACUUUCAUUGCAUCACACGACUAUUAUCCACGUAGUGAUGCACCUGAUGAUCUGUCCAUAAGAUAUGGAGAUGCCAUCGAACUUGUCAGGCAUGACUUUGGUGACAUGUUUGAAGGGUAUAAUAACAGCACAGAUAGGAUGGGGUUAGUCAAUAUUUCAUACUUUAUGAGAGACAUCAAUUCCGUUGAUACAAUUAGAGAACCUGUCUCAGCAACUGGGUCUCGACUUUCUGAAAAUUACUCAUAUGAUAUUGGUAUUCCACAGACCGACGGUAAAGACGACUCCGAGUAUUAUCCCAAAAUUAGUCCCAAUGCACAUGUUGGCAAAACCUUCAUCGCAUCACACUCCUGGCUUCCCAAUAACGGGAUUGAUCUAGCAAUAGGUUUUGGCGAUGAGAUUGAAAUUAUCAACGACAUUUUUGAGGGAAACUAUGAGGGUUACAAUCUCAGAACUAAGAGGUAUGGCCAAUUUCAAGCCAAGUUCUUUCAGAAGGAUAUCGAUGCUAUGGACUAUGUUGGAAAGAUUUUCACAGCCACGAGCAGCCUACAUGAUCCGGAUUUUGAUGCCCUACAGAUUAACUUUGGUGAUGCCAUUGAGAUCACGAACAUCAUAGGUCGAGAUCUGUACACAGGAAAUAAUCUAAGCACCAGGCAAAUGGGAGGAAAGUUCUAUAUUGAUCAAUUCCGAGAAGAUGUCAAGCGUGGUCAUUAUACCGGUAUUGAUGACAACCGAGGAAACGACGAACAUCGCCAUUUCGCUGAUGAGAUCUCGGAUGGCCAUUCCGCUCAUGAACCUCAAGAUAAUGGUUCACCUCACCAUUAUAUCGACAAAGUCUUCACAGCAACAAGCAGUCAGAGUCCUCGCAAACCUUCAGACACCAUCACGCUAUCGAUAUCCAUAGGUGACCUGAUUGCAAUCAACAAGUUCGUCUCCGGUUCCACUUUUAGCUGCUCCAAUAUUACGAGUGGCAAAACCGGACAUGUAAAAUUGGAUAAUUACUGGAAGGAUAUCGAGACUACGGAGAGAUUCAGAGAUGGCAUGGUUACCGAAUCGUCUGCUAGUAGAAUAUCUACGCCUAGUCAUUUGGAGCAUGGUGUACACCAUCAGCAAUGGCUGCAAGAACAAGAACGAUCGGAAAGGACGAAAUUUAACAUCAAAGGGGCGUCGUGGAACCCAUCGAUUGUCAGGGGAUCUUUCUAA
This is a messenger RNA of Botrytis porri, 3528 nucleotides long. RefSeq lists its product as uncharacterized. The transcript is spliced from 2 exons. Gene Ontology annotation, molecular function: protein binding. The coding region runs from base 1 to 3528 and encodes 1175 amino acids. The record is from RefSeq and is a predicted model, not a curated record. NCBI's taxonomy places the organism in Eukaryota, Fungi, Ascomycota, Leotiomycetes, Helotiales, Sclerotiniaceae.